Pelodiscus sinensis (Chinese soft-shelled turtle) is the source of this 2232-nucleotide messenger RNA. RefSeq names its product CDC42 effector protein 3 (gene CDC42EP3). Gene Ontology annotation, cellular component: plasma membrane; cytoplasm; cytoskeleton. Lineage: Eukaryota; Metazoa; Chordata; Testudines; Trionychidae. Gene Ontology annotation, molecular function: small GTPase binding. The record is from RefSeq and is a predicted model, not a curated record. Gene Ontology annotation, biological process: positive regulation of actin filament polymerization; regulation of cell shape; positive regulation of pseudopodium assembly.
GGGAGGGAGCUGCCGGGUGACAGGCGGUCACAGGUGCUGCUCCUGCCUCUUGAGUCACGGACAGGCGGCUCUGCGCCCCAACCAGCAGCUGCUCCCCUGCCCCCUCCUUCAAGACGGCUGCGGCGGCCAGCCCCGAGCCAGCUCCUCACAGGCGGCCUUGCAGAAGGAGCAGGCGCCCUGGGAAGCCGGACUCACUGGCUGCUGCAGUUUGGGAGUCUGAAUAGGCAUUAAAAGAGAUGGUUUUCUUGAAUUUUGGAAGUAAUAGAAUACUUGGUCACCCAUUCCUCACCUGAAGGACUGUCAUUCUUAAACUUGGAAGGCUUUGUAUUGGAGUUCUUUAGCUUUCUGAAUUCCCAGUUUCCUUUCCCAGAAGAAAUGGACCUUAUGUAGGAGAGGCAUCCAAGUUAAUAAUGUGACAAAGAUAACACUGAAGGCCUGCUGGAGGAAAAAACACAUUCUUAUAAGUGGCUUGCUUUUUUUAUAAAAGACCAUCAGAAUUGGCAAACAAAAUGCCAGCUAAGACACCCAUCUACCUGAAAGCUGCCAAUAAUAAGAAAGGGAAGAAAUUCAAAUUAAGGGAUAUUUUGUCUCCUGAUAUGAUCAGUCCACCACUUGGAGACUUUCGUCACACCAUACACAUUGGGAAAGAGGGACAACAUGAUGUGUUUGGGGACAUCUCAUUUUUGCAAGGAAACUAUGAGCUGUUACCUGGGAAUGAAGGAACACCAAGAGUUGGUCAAUUAGGACAUAAUGAAUUUUUAAGGGCAAACAGCACCUCUGACUCCAUGUUUACAGAAACUCCUUCACCAGUGCUCAAAAAUGCUAUCUCCCUUCCUGCCAUUGGGGGUUCUCAAGCCCUUGUGUUGCCCUUACUGUCACCAGUGACAUUUAAUUCAAAGCGGGACUCCUUUGGGCCAUCAAAGAAUCCAAGGCUUAGUUGUGAGCCAGUGAUUGAAGAGAAUUUGCAGGAGAAAAGCGAACAGCUGGAGAAUGGGGAAAUGUACAAAGAUGACAUCCUAUGGGAGCCAAAUGGUUCUGCAUCGUAUUAUACUAAUAGCAGAAAUAGUCAUUCAUCCAGUUUUUCUGAACAAUGCACAGAUUGGCAAACAGUUGACCUACUUGAUGACAGUCCUCUUUCAUGUGAACUAACCAAGGCAGAGAUUAAGUCAGAAGAAUCCCUUUCAGAUCUUGCAGGUUCCCUUCUUUCAUUGCAGCUUGAUCUGGGACCCUCACUUCUAGAUGAGGUCCUCAAUGUAAUGGACAAAAACAAAUCCUAGAAGAGUUGUACUUUUUUUUUGCUUCUUUGUAAAUGACACAUUUGUUUAAAAAAAAAAAAAACAACCUGAAGAAUAUAUAUAUUAAAAGAUCAGCUGUAUUUGCAGUUUUGAGUUUUCUAAAUCUUAAAAUAUUUUUUUAUGUUUUUCAUGGGCUUUGUAAUAUGGUGAACAUCUCCUAUAGCAAGAGGAUAAAAUUGUAAAGUUUUCUGCAACUGUAAAAAUGUCUUAAUACCAGUAUUAGCUAUCAAACUUUAACUGUUGCUUGGAUAAUACUAGUGAUCAUUAGCUUAAUUGACAGUCUGUAAACAAGAGACGUAAUUCUUCAGUUCAUAAGUCUCUAGUAUCUCAAGGCUGUCUUACAUGUAGGAUUCUUACUAGAAUCCUACUUUUUAACUAGUAAGAUUUAUUUUAGCUGCAGUGUAACUAGGUCUUCAGUGCUAAAACUAUUGCCUAGUGUUCAAAUAUGAGCAACUUGCUUGGGGGUCUUUCAGUUUAAAUCUGGGCCAGAGCCUCAGGUGCUCUACUUCUGCAUACACCAACUUAGUCCAGUUAAUCUGGCCCAAUAAUCUAUAGAUGAGACCAUCUGGUGUAAACACAGGUAACACAAGCAAAAUAUUAAUGUAUUUAAUUUUAAAGGUUACAAUACAUGCUUAUUUGGUUUUUAUUGCAAAGUCUACAUUUGCAGAUAGAGUAUCAAAGUAGUUGCUUGACUUCAUUGGCGGUCCUUCGUAAACAGCAUUUUUGAGUGUUUGGACAGUAUGUAUAGCUAACUUAGCCUUUUCCUUCAUUUGCUACCUGAAAUGCUUAAACUUGCAACUGAUUGUGAGCUUUUAAAGAAGGCACUAAUUACGCAUUAUGUAAAGAGACUGUGUGCUGCAACACUUUGGGGAAAUGUGGAUCCUUUACUAUAGUACAUAGAUACUCUGUGCAAUACAAUAAAUAACAAGUGUUUAAA